UGUUUGUUCUUGAUGCAGAGAGAUCUCCAGUCGUAAGAUUACUCAUGGACUGGCCAGCUGUACUGCUCCUGGUAUACCUUCAAUCUUUCACCACACUCUGUCACCCUCAGGAACCUGCCUCCUUACGUUUUGUUGGAAUUGGAGACUGGGGUGGGCUACCCACCCCCCCAUUUUACACACCCCAUGAGAUACACACCGCCAAGGGGCUGAGCACAGUGACAGAACUCAUGGGCCUGGACUUCAUCCUCAGCCUGGGAGACCAUUUCUACUACAGUGGAGUGAAGAACGUAGAGGACCUCCGCUUCAAGAAUACUUUUGAGAAUGUGUUCUCCCAUCCUGCCCUGAUGAGAGUCCCAUGGUACCUUGUGGCAGGAAAUCACGAUCAUCGGGGAAAUGUAUCAGCACAGAUAGCCUAUUCCACUCGAUCAGAGCGAUGGCACUUUCCAGAGCUAUACUAUGACCUGCUGUUUAAGAUUCCCAACACGAACACGUCACUGACUGUACUCAUGAUUGACACCGUACUGCUAUGUGGAAAUACAUAUGAUGGACUUUAUCCACAAGGACCAGAGGACUUGACUGCUGCAGAGAAACAGUUUGAGUGGAUCGAGAAAACACUCCAAACGACAAAGUCAGAUUUUGUUGUGGUUGCCGGUCAUUACCCAGUCUGGUCGAUCGGUCACCAUGGUCCAACCAAGCAUCUCGUGAACAGGCUGAGACCACUGCUGAAGAAGUAUAAUGUGACCGUGUACCUGUGUGGUCAUGACCAUGAUCUACAGUUCAUCAAAGAGGAUGAUGGGAGUGCGUAUGUAAUCAGCGGGAGUGGAAACUUUGACGACGCUAGCACUCAGCACAGUGGCAGCUUUCCAUCGUCUUGGCAACUGUUCUCCAGCGCAGUGAGCGGUACAUCUGGAGGAUUUACGUAUUUUGAAGUGACAGAAAGUAAAAUGCUAAUCAGCUUUGUAGAAUCAAGUGGAAAGUGUGUUUAUCAGACAGCUCUGCCAAAGCGAAACAUCUGACAGACUGGAUGGGAUCAAACUUGCACAAGAUCAAACAUGUUUAGUAAUCACAGGCUACAAGUGCAUGCGUUCUUUUUAAAAUAGUCAAAUCAUUUUUCCUCUUUUUGUCCUCCAUGUCAUACAUUUCUGUUGAGUUGAUUA
Chanos chanos (milkfish) is the source of this 1157-nucleotide messenger RNA. Its product is annotated as tartrate-resistant acid phosphatase type 5-like. Lineage: Eukaryota; Metazoa; Chordata; Actinopteri; Gonorynchiformes; Chanidae. Gene Ontology annotation, molecular function: acid phosphatase activity. The coding region runs from base 45 to 1016 and encodes 323 amino acids. The transcript has 6 exons. Gene Ontology annotation, biological process: bone resorption. The record is from RefSeq and is a predicted model, not a curated record.